Messenger RNA from Vespula pensylvanica (western yellowjacket), 1502 nucleotides. RefSeq names its product leucine-rich repeat-containing protein 34-like. The record is from RefSeq and is a predicted model, not a curated record. Lineage: Eukaryota; Metazoa; Arthropoda; Insecta; Hymenoptera; Vespidae. Bases 558 to 1502 code for a protein of 314 amino acids. The transcript has 7 exons. Gene Ontology annotation, molecular function: protein binding.
AAUGAAUUUAGCAACUAAAAAAAUAUCAAAAUAUGUAUGAUAGAAAUAAAAAAGUACUAGUAACUUUAAAGUUUGGAUUUAAUUAAAAAUAUUGCAUUGUUUUUCUGAAACAAUUACAAUUAACAUGAUAUAAUUAAACAAGGAUUACUGAUUGUCUAAAUUAACAACAUGUCUAAAACAAAGCAAAACUUAAUGAACAAUGAACAAUAUUUUACGUGUUUUUGCGAAAAAUAUGCGAAUAACACAAGAAAUUUGGUGUUAAAAGGAAGGGAUUUAAUUAUUGCAAAGGGGUGAUUGUAUUUUAAAAUAAAUAUUUGUUAAUAUUUUUUAAAGAGAUAAUGUUUGAUUAUUUAUAAAUUGUAUAUAUUUCUAAUGUUAGCAAGCGAUUAGAAGAUUCGGAUAUAAAAUUUUUAUUGAUAUUUCUCAAACAAAAUCAAGACAUUGUAUCCCUUAACUUAGCCUACAACCAAAUCACAUGUAUUGGCUUCAAAAACUUAAUUACUUACUUACUUGUAUAUAAAAAUAUAUACAAGUUAAAUGUUCAAAAUAAUAAUAUAAUGGAAGCAGGUAUUGAUUAUAUGUGUGAAAUAGGACAAAAUUUACGUAUCAAGAGCCUUCAAUUAAGUGGGAAUAAGUUUGGCAUUGAAUCUUCAAAAAAAAUAGCGUUACUAUUAUUGAAAAAUCCAUACUUAGAAUAUUUGGAUAUAGCAGAAGUUGAUCAAACUAUUUCAAGUUUAAUAUAUUUCACAACAGUUAUGAGAUUAGAUCAACCUAUGUAUAAUGAAACUUUAAAAAUUUUGGACAUUAGUCGUCCAAAUCCAGGAUGUAUGUAUUUUUUUAAUGCAGAACAAUUUGCAACUCUAAUUGGACAUAUGUUAAGAAAUAAUACUUGUUUGUUUGCAUUGCAUUUACAAAAAUGUGGUUUUAAUUGCCAUGACAUUGAAUGUAUGAUGGUAAAUGCACAAUAUAAUCACACAUUACAUUUUCUUGAUCUUGCAUGUAAUAAUAUAGGAGAUCAUGGAAUGCAUCAUCUUGCUAAUUGGCUUAUAAAAACUUCUGCUUUACGUGGCCUUAUUUUGAGCAAAAAUAUUAUAACUGAUCAUGGUGCAAGGAUAUUAAGUCAUACUAUACCAUUUUCCAAGCUCAAAUUUUUAGAUAUUUCAUUUAAUAAAAUAACUGAUGAAGGUAUGGUAAAUAUUUUAAAUUCUUUAAAAAAGAUUUCACUCAUAAAAAGCUUACGAAUAUUUGGAAACUUUCUUAGUCAUAUAACUGCUAAGACUAUAAAGAGAAUAUUAUUAUCAAAAGUUUUAUAUCAGACAAAUCUUGAUGUCAAGCCUUAUAGAGUAGAAGAUAAAUGGUACUGUGCUCAAUAUCCAAUGGACUGUUCUAAAGAACAUUUGUAUGAUAUGAUUGAACUUUCCACAAAGAACAAUAAAAAAGCAGAAACUUUUUCUAACAUAUAUAAAUUCAAUGAAACAAGUAAAAUAAAAAAAAGAUUAUAA